This is a messenger RNA of Ochotona princeps (American pika), 1896 nucleotides long. Its product is annotated as lysosomal membrane ascorbate-dependent ferrireductase CYB561A3. Gene Ontology annotation, molecular function: oxidoreductase activity. The transcript has 5 exons. NCBI's taxonomy places the organism in Eukaryota, Metazoa, Chordata, Mammalia, Lagomorpha, Ochotonidae. Bases 416 to 1144 code for a protein of 242 amino acids. Gene Ontology annotation, cellular component: lysosomal membrane. The record is from RefSeq and is a predicted model, not a curated record.
GGUUUUGAUUCCUAGUCCUUCUUUUUCUAGAGGAGAAUAAAAUGCUUUAUAUUCUGCUUCUGUACUAGGGGAGGGUCAUCCCAGAGUCUGCGCUUCUAACCACAGCAGAAAAGGCCCUCUCCAAGGCCAGUCACAGCCCCAAGUUGGCUGCUGUGUGCAUUGCCACAUGCACUAAUUUCUCUGUAACCAGAGAUCAGGCCCACCCAGCUCUUAAAAAAAAGUUGGGGAGGAGGCUCCUGGAGCUAUGGCUCCUGGGAGCUGUGCUCAGGCUGCUGGUGGGGACUGAAGCAGUGAAAUUCCUCCCACGAGCCCUGAGCCAGGCCAGUGUGAUUCUUGCAGCUACUAUUUGGGUUGCCCCCCCAAGCCAGAGGGGACCAGUGACUUCAUCUGCUUUUUCUAGGAGUGCUCGAUCAGAAUGGCUUCAGGCUGGUUUUAUGUGACCUGCCUGGUGCUGGGCUCACUGGGUUCCAUGUGUGUCCUCUUCACUGUCUACUGGAUGCAGUACUGGCGCGGAGGCUUUGCCUGGGAUGGCAGCAUCUCCAUGUUCAACUGGCACCCAGUGCUCAUGGUCACUGGCAUGGUGGUACUCUACGGAGCUGCGUCGCUGGUGUACCGCCUGCCCCAGUCCUGGGUGGGGCCAAAGCUACCCUGGAAAUCCCUCCAUGCAGGCCUGCACCUGUUGGCCUUCAUCUUCACGGUUGUGGGCCUGGUUGCUGUCUUUCGGUUUCACAGCCACGGAAAUAUCGCCCACCUCUACUCCCUGCACAGCUGGCUGGGCAUCACCACUGUCAUCCUCUUUGCCUCCCAGUGGGCCCUGGGGUUUGCCAUCUUCCUCCUGCCCUGGGCAUCCCUGUGGGUGCGGAGCCUCCUGAAACCCAUCCAUGUGUUCUUCGGAGCCGCCAUCCUUGCACUGUCUAUUGCUUCGGUUAUUUCUGGCAUUAAUGAGAAACUUAUCUUCAGUUUGAAUAAUGCUACCAAGCCCUACUCCAGCCUGCCCUCCGAGGCUGUCUUUGCCAAUAGCACCGGGCUGCUGGUGCUGGCCUUCGGGCUUCUGGUGCUGUAUGUCCUUCUGGCUUCAUCUUGGAAGCGCCCAGAACCAGGGAUCCUGACUGACAGGCAGCCCCUGCUGCACAAUGGGUACUGAAGCGGGAAGGGGCUUCAGAAGCAGUUGGUGGUACAGUCUGCACUCUUCUCAGAAGCGCUGCUACUCCUGGGGCAACAUACUUUCUUUGGGUGCUGGUCCCAACUUCUUGCCUGGGGAUCAGGUCUGCCGUCUCCAGCCACAUGCUGCCCACCCGCUUUUAUUGAAGGCUUUGGCUUCUUGUUAUGAACUUCUGAGGUCCUCUGUUUCCACCAGAUCCUCCUUGCCUUGGUUGAUCAUGCUGCAUCUGCUCUGUGUGAAGUUAGGCAACUGCCCCUUUAGGCUCCUGGGGUUGGGGUAGGCAAUCCCGACAGCUCACAAAAGCUGGGAGUCAAGUGCAGUCCAUGACGUAGAAGCUGAGGGAGGUCAGCCUUCCCCUCGAAGGUAUGCACUUUAGUCCAGCUGCCCAAGAAGCAGCUUUAUCUGCUCUGGUGUCCCCAGCCAGCUCACCUGGAUAUAAGGUUGGGCAGAAGCCACUAAAGAAGGGACAGAGGGUGGCAGAAAACAGCUUCAGCAGGGGUGAAGUGGAGGAGCUAGAAACUUGGAGCUGCUGGUCCGCAUCAUUGCACUCUGAUCUCUGUGUGUGUGCCUGUGUGGCUGUACCUCUUCCAGCUGCUGCUACAGCUGGGACCUGGAUCCCGGCCUUUUCCUGUGACGUAUGUGCCUGUCACCGUCAGGCAGUCCUACGAACCCUGGUAACCUGCUCUCCAAGGACAGAACGACCUGUCCCCAGGUGUUCCGGUAGUGCCAAGUGG